This is a messenger RNA of Puntigrus tetrazona (Sumatra barb), 2064 nucleotides long. RefSeq names its product hexosaminidase A (alpha polypeptide) (gene hexa). The transcript has 15 exons. The coding region runs from base 107 to 1963 and encodes 618 amino acids. The record is from RefSeq and is a predicted model, not a curated record. Gene Ontology annotation, molecular function: beta-N-acetylhexosaminidase activity. Gene Ontology annotation, cellular component: membrane. Gene Ontology annotation, biological process: ganglioside catabolic process; carbohydrate metabolic process; glycosaminoglycan metabolic process. Lineage: Eukaryota; Metazoa; Chordata; Actinopteri; Cypriniformes; Cyprinidae.
GGUCACGUGAUCAAAAACGCCGCUCUGACCGGUGUUUUGAGUCUCGUAGUAUUUAAAAUGUCAUGUCAGUGAGCGUCAGCUGUGGAGCUGGGCGGAAGUGUCCGGUAUGAUGUCCCGGGCGCGGUUGUGUUUACUAGCGGCGGCGGUCGCCGUGUGGCUGGAGCGGGCGGACGGGGUCUGGCCGCUGCCGCAGCAGCUCCAUCAGUCCGCGGACAGGUACGGUCUGAGCCCGCGGCUCUUCUCCUUCUCUUACGGGAGGGACUCGGCUGCGCAGACGGGGUGCUCCGUCCUGGACGCCGCGUUCAAAAGAUACUUCUCCAUCAUAUUCCCGGACUUCACGACGGGAUCAGAACGUGCGCUUCAGACUGCACCCUUUGUCGCGACGGUGAGCGUCAAAACCAGAGGAUGUGACGGCUACCCUGACGAAGAUUCAGAUGAGAGCUAUGCUCUGAGUGUGUCGGAGGGCCGGGCUGAGCUGAGAUCGGUGUCUGUAUGGGGAGCUCUGAGAGGUCUGGAGUCCUUCAGUCAGCUCGUGCAGCAGGAUGAUUAUGGCGCUUAUUUUAUCAACAAGACGGAGAUGGUAGACUUCCCACGUUUUGCAUUCAGAGGACUUUUACUGGACACUUCAAGGCAUUAUUUACCUCUCCGUGCUAUUUUGAAUACUCUGGACGCCAUGGCCUACAGUAAAUUGAAUGUCUUUCACUGGCACAUUGUGGAUGAUCCUUCUUUCCCGUAUCAGAGCCGCACCUUUCCCGACCUCAGUAAUAAGGGCGCUUUUCAUGCGUUCACUCACAUCUACACGCAGUCAGAUGUGAUGAGGGUGAUUGAACAUGCCAGAAUGAGAGGCAUUAGAGUCGUCCCUGAGUUUGACUCUCCUGGACACACUCAGUCAUGGGGGAAAGGACAGCCAGGCCUCUUGACUCCGUGUUACAAGGGCAGUGUGCCGUCCGGUUCAUUCGGACCCGUCGAUCCGACCCUAGACACUACUUACAGGUUCAUGGAAAGCCUCUUGAAAGAGGUGAAGUUCGUCUUUCCUGACUCUUAUGUUCAUUUAGGAGGGGAUGAGGUCAGUUUUGCCUGCUGGCAGUCGAAUCCAAAUGUGCGGAAGUUCAUGGAAAAGAUGGGCUUUGGGAAGGACUUUACUAAACUGGAAUCGUUCUAUAUGGAGAGUAUAAUGAACAUGACCGCCGCUCUCAACAAAACCUCCAUUGUUUGGCAGGACGUGUUUGACUACCGUGAGCGGCCCAGAUCUAAGUACGUGGUGGAGGUUUGGAAGCAGGGCUGUUACCUGUGCAAGAUGCGCCGGGUGACCAAGGCGGGGUUAAAGGUCAUCCUGGCGGCCCCUUUCUACCUCGACCUGCCGAUACCUACUCACAGCUGGGCCCGUUUCUACAACGUGCGGCCCUUAGCCUUCAGGGUAAAAGCCUCAAAACGUGGCGCGCGUGCGGACGAACGAGGCAGGUCCGCUUGGCGUUUGAGGUGUCUGCUGCUGUCUCAGAUUCCACAGGACACGGUUCUGGAGAUCUGGAAGGGAGCGAAGUACCAGGCUGAGCUGAGCAGGAUGACCCAGGCCGGGCACAGGGUCCUGCUCUCUGCCCCCUGGUACAUCAACCACAUCAGCUACGGCCAGGACUGGCGCGACUCCUACGCUGUGCGGCCCCAGAACUUCUCCGGCACAGACGAGCAAAAGAAGCUGGUGAUUGGUGGAGAGGUGGCCAUGUGGGGGGAGUAUGUGGACGCCACCAAUCUGACCCCGCGCCUGUGGCCGAGAGCCUGUGCUGCAGCGGAGAGGUUGUGGAGUAAUGAAGAACAAACCCUGAACGCAGACCUGGCCUUUCCACGUCUGGCUGAUUUUCGCUGUCAACUCGUGAGGCGAGGAUUCGAGCGGAGCCUCUCUUUGUUGGUCACUGCAGACAUGAGUUCGACGACCUGUAACACUCUGGAAGAUAUAUAUAAUAUAUAGAUAUAAUUAUAUAUAAUUCUAACUUUUUUUUUUUUAUUGAUCAUGCACACUGACUUUUACCAAAGAGAAUGUGAAAUUUAUUAAUAAAGAUCUAUUCAAGA